AGGUCGACAACAAUGUUGGCUUGCCAACGUGCGAUUCCAUAUAUGUCUGCAUCCGAAUGCGCCAACAGUCGACCUAGCAGACGAUGUUUUUCGUGUGAUGAAAAGAAGACAAUGAUUUGAUUAAAUGAUUAAGUUGGAAUUUCAAUGCGCUUGCUAUAUUAAUACAGAAUUGUUUUCUUGUGUUGUGUAUUAUUUUGAUUAAACAGUGAGUCGGAAAUUCCAUUGGCAACAGAUGUCGCAGUAGUAGCAGAAACGGAACGCAGACGGCGUUUUCUGCUGCAGUGCGUCUGCGGUGUCGACGGUCGAGGAGACUUGGCCUGCACUGGCUGUAAAAACACGGUGUUUUUGAACAGCCUUAUGGGGGAUUAUACUUUCAGUGUAUCCGCCAAUGUGAGGGCCUUGUCUCCAGUCGAGUUCCAGCCCAAUCCAGGUAACAGCGCCCUAUUCUUUACUCCCGAUCAAAUUGGCCACACGAUGCAAGACGACCUGCUGCUUGAGAAGAGCGCCGGCAAACAGGCCUCAUCCCAGCUGUCGACUGCAAGUGUCGAGACUACAUCCAACGGAGAACAAGCCCUAGAAGAGUAUUCGUCGCGCAAGGGCAAAGGGGAAGACCCGGCAGCAAAUUCGCUGCCCGAGAAGACGGAGAGCCCGGACGUAGUGCCUUCUCCGCUGCAAAUGGGCUUCUCGUCAGAGGUGAUCGCCACCUCGGGAGCCAACUUUUGGUCAGCUGUGGCGACGGACGAAGCCUUUAUCCAGGGCAUUCCGACUGUUAACGGCACGCUGGCUUUUCCCAGCUUCCCGAGCCCGAUGCUGGGCGCAGGCCACCCCCAGCGGCGGGCCAUCACGGGUGCGCACAAUUUCGCUGCGCCGACUAGGGGCCCGCCGCCUCAGGGGCCCCCCCUGUUCAAGGCCUACUCCAGCUGGAGCAGCCCGCAGCAGCCGAGCUGGUCGAGCCCACCGUGGAGCGGUUUGACCCAGAAGCGCUCGGUUCCCAGCCUUGGGCCGCUCUCGCCGGCCGGCAAAGAGAGCCCCAAGUUUCGUCGGAGCACUUCGCUGCCCAAGCCGGACGAGGACGGCUUCCAGGUCGCCCAGGGCCCGCUGGACACGCUGCGGUUCCCGCUCGAGCAGCAACUGCUCGACAUGGUGCGCCAGGAUCCGCCUGAAGCAGCUGCCCACUACUGCAAGCCAUGGGGUGGCCUCGGUGCUGCAUCGACGCUCGGCUCGACGGCCGCAUACCCGGGCGCCGCCGCCGAGUUCAGGCCCGACGAGGCUCGGCUUCAGGCGCGCGGAGGUAAGCCGGACGGCCAAGCGCGCGACCCGAACCCGAGCGCGCGCGUGCACUACGCAGGACGUGGCGGCUUUUCGCGGAGGAAAGGGCGCGCGGGCGGCGGUGGUGGUGGCGGCGGCGGCGGCGGCGGGCCCUGGCUCUUGGCCGGCGCCAAGUCGCCUUUCUUCCUGGACGGCGACCUGGUGCUCGAGGAGCAGCGUUGCUCGCCCAAGGGCGGCGAGCCCGCGGCCGAGCGCUACUCGCGCAAGGUGUUCGUGGGCGGGCUGCCGCCGGACAUCGACGAGGAAGAGAUCACCGCCAGCUUCCGGCGGUUCGGCCCUCUGGUAGUGGACUGGCCCCACAAGGCGGAGAGCAAGUCAUACUUUCCGCCGAAGGGCUACGCGUUCCUGCUCUUCCAAGACGAGUGCUCGGUGCAGGCGCUGAUGGACGCGUGCAUCCAGGAGGAGGACAAGCUGUACCUGUGCGUGAGCAGCCCCACCAUCAAGGACAAGCCGGUACAGAUCCGGCCCUGGCGGCUCGGCGACGCUGAUUUCGUGCUGGACGCGUCGCUGCCGUUGGACCCGCGCAAGACGGUCUUCGUGGGCGGCGUGCCGCGGCCGCUGAAGGCCGUCGAGCUGGCCAUGAUCAUGGACCGGCUGUACGGCGGUGUCUGCUACGCGGGCAUUGACACAGACCCCGAGCUCAAGUACCCCAAGGGUGCUGGCCGCGUGGCCUUCUCCAACCAGCAGAGCUACAUUGCUGCUAUCAGCGCGCGCUUCGUGCAGCUGCAGCACGGGGACAUCGAAAAGCGGGUCGAGGUCAAGCCGUACGUGCUCGAUGACCAGAUGUGUGACGAGUGCCAGGGUGCCCGGUGCGGCGGCAAGUUCGCGCCUUUCUUCUGCGCCAACGUGACCUGCCUGCAGUACUACUGCGAGCACUGCUGGGCCACCAUCCACUCGCGGCCGGGUCGCGAGUUCCACAAGCCUCUGGUCAAGGAGGGCGCCGACCGGCCGCGGGCUGUGCCCUUCCGCUGGUGCUAGGCGCGUGUGAUAUAGCCUCUGCUUGAGUUCCCCUAGGGACAAUCAGACGCCCGUAGACGGUCGACACGUAUAUAUAUUUAUCGACAUAUCUCGCCCUUUCUAGUCAGGCAGCCGUAGCAAGCUCACAGACAGGGUUGUUGUGCCAAACUUGGUUGGCUUGGGUUGCCCCAGGGCGUCAGUGGGGGAUUCGAGCCUGUAGUCAGCGCUGCUGAGUGUGUCGUUUGCCUCUCCCCGUUGAUCUCAGGCGGCGGACGCCAGUGUGUUACUGUUAGGCGAGCAGUUCGUUGUUGCCGGGCCACUUCUUAGAGCAGCCCGGUGGCUCCGUCAAGCUAGCAUGGUUCCAGCUGUUUUCUCUUCUGCAUCGACGUGUCUUUUAUAUGCUACUCCAUGUGAUCAAAAUUUUAGCCUCUGCUCGUUUCACUUUUGGACGUUUUUCGUUACUUUUUUUAUGAGGUGUUGACUUUUUUAGGACAAGUGCAAAGAUGCACUUGCUUUAGAAGUGCGCGAAAAGUGGAGCGCCAAGCGUGGGGUACUUUUUGCCGUCCGCUUCCACACUUUGCAACAAUUGUGUGAACCGAGUGCAGGAGUUUUAAAGUUGCACUUUUUUUUACCUUCAACAAGUUUCGAAGCAAUUGUUUGUGACAUACUAGUCAGGCAGUGCCAGCAGAUGACACUUUGGCUGUUUUUUGUACAGUGCACGGUCAGUUUACUACACACACUUGUGUCAAGCCCUGUGUACACGCGUGAGCUCACCCGAAAUGAGCCUCUUUUGUUUUCUAGAGUCAAUUGUGCUUUACAUUAGCGGCUUUACUUGGGUUAUGUUGACCAGUUGAAGCUGUUUUAUAUACUGGCUCAGGGUUAUGUGCAAAUAAGAGGACCGCAGAAAUGUUGUCAUAUGUUAGUGACCUUGCAAUCACUUUGCAUUAAAUCUUUUUUUAGAUGAUA
Molecule: messenger RNA, 3252 nt
Organism: Dermacentor albipictus
Lineage: Eukaryota; Metazoa; Arthropoda; Arachnida; Ixodida; Ixodidae
Gene: orb2
Product: orb2
Biological process (GO): negative regulation of cytoplasmic translation
Cellular component (GO): cytoplasm; synapse; neuron projection
Molecular function (GO): mRNA regulatory element binding translation repressor activity; ribosome binding; translation factor activity, RNA binding
Source: RefSeq, a predicted model, not a curated record